AUGACACUUCAUAAGGAAAUGGCUUCGAUAUACAUGUCAGCUAUUGAAACAAAGAAAUCUGAUGAGAAUUUUGAUGAAGCUUUAGACGCAUUUGAAUCUGCAAGUCUUUAUCUUCAGAGUCUGAAAAUCAUGCCUUAUAAGAAAAUGGCUUCGAUGUACAGAUCAGUUAUCGAAAGACAUACAUCUGAUGGGAAUUUCGACCAAGCUAUAAAAGCAUAUGAAUCAGCACGUCGUCUUCUACCGAGUCACAAACUUCAUCAGCAAAUGGCUUCCAUGGGCAUGGCAGUUAUUGAAAGGCAUACAUUUUAUGGAAAUUUUGAUGAAGCUAUUAAGGCUUAUGAAACAGCACGUUGUGUUCUAUGGAGUCAUGACAGCAAACUCGAUAAAAAGCUGGCCUGUAUGUGCAUGGCAGUUAUGGAGGGACACACAUCUGACGAGACUUUGGAUCAAGCUAUAAGGGCAUAUGAAUCAGCACGUCGUGUUCUGCCGAGUCACGAUAUCAAACUUGAUAGAAAACUGGCCUCAAUAUGCGUUGCAGUUAUUGAAAGACAUACAUCUGACUGA
Messenger RNA from Didymodactylos carnosus, 564 nucleotides. The record is from the annotation of a GenBank genome assembly. NCBI's taxonomy places the organism in Eukaryota, Metazoa, Rotifera, Eurotatoria, Philodinida, Philodinidae.